AUGGCCAACUCCGGUAUUCAGCUGUUGGGAUUUUUCCUGUCGCUAAUCGGGAUCGUCGGACUGAUCAUCGGGACUAUCCUGCCGCAGUGGAAGAUGUCGGCGUACAUCGGGGACAACAUCAUCACAGCGGUGGCCAUGUACCAGGGGCUGUGGAUGUCAUGCGCUUUCCAAAGUACCGGACAGCUCCAGUGUAAAAUCUACGACUCCAUCCUGCAGCUCGACAGUUCCCUUCAGGCCACUCGUGCCUUGAUGAUAGUCGGCAUCAUUGUGUCCAUCGCGGGGUUGGGCGUGGCCUGUAUGGGAAUGAAGUGCACCACCUGCGGAGGGAGCGACAAACUACGCAAGUCCCGCGUCGCCAUGACGGGAGGAAUCAUCCUCCUAGUGGGCGGGCUUUGUGCCAUCGUGGCGUGCUCCUGGUUUGCUCAUAAUGUCAUCCGGGCUUUCUAUAAUCCCUACACUCCUGUCAACACCAAAUUCGAGUUUGGCGCGGCCAUCUUCAUCGCGUGGGGCGGCUCCCUCCUAGACGUCCUGGGCGGGGCCAUGUUGGCUGCUUCCUGUCCGAGAAAGAAGCAGGUAUCCAAAUAUCCACCCAUGGCCAGCUCCCGCUCCGGCCCUCCGAGCAGCACGAAGGAAUACGUCUGA
Molecule: messenger RNA, 642 nt
Organism: Seriola dumerili (greater amberjack)
Lineage: Eukaryota; Metazoa; Chordata; Actinopteri; Carangiformes; Carangidae
Gene: cldn7a
Product: claudin-7-A
Exons: 4
Coding region: 1-642 (213 amino acids)
Biological process (GO): cell adhesion; bicellular tight junction assembly
Cellular component (GO): bicellular tight junction; plasma membrane
Molecular function (GO): structural molecule activity
Source: RefSeq, a predicted model, not a curated record